Symbiodinium sp. CCMP2592 is the source of this 564-nucleotide messenger RNA. Lineage: Eukaryota; Dinophyceae; Suessiales; Symbiodiniaceae. The record is from the annotation of a GenBank genome assembly.
AUGACCUCGAGCCAAAGCACGUUGAAGGCCAUUGUGGCGAACUUUCCACGGCCCAACGAAGGCUUCGUUUCGGAGCCCGCAAGUUGGGGUAGCUUGGGUCACCCCGAACUCUGCCACCGGCCCUGCGUGUACAUCCUGAAAGGGAGCGUGUGUCGGUACGGUGCUUCUUGUCAAUUCUGUCACCACGGCCCCGGUCAGCACUCUCCGAUGCCGAAGCUGGACCAGGAACAGAGGGCUCGUCUUCAAGGUCUGAGCGAGGAGGACAGAGUUUCUUUGUUGAUCCCCCACAUCCGGGAGAAAGCUCUAGCGGCCGGGCUGCCUGAAGAGGUCGAAGACUUCAUCUGUGUCUUGAAGAAGAAUUCAAACCAGACUUCUCACAUCGAGCCUUACGAUGACGAUCAUCGCAGAAAGAACAUACCUCGCAAAGAAUUCUGCCGGCUCAAGAAGACCCUGCGCAACAUGAACUUGACGGCUUUGAUCAAGCUCCUGGAUCCGCUCUUGCCCACAGAGGAUGAGGAGUUGGCCACAAGCUUCCAGAAGCUGUUGGUGAAGUUCGAACUCUGA